CAGUGAAAAGUCAAUCAAUUUCAAUAGAUUUGUAUUGUUGGAAUUCAUAUAUGAGAAAUAAUUUUUCAAAUAAAAAGACUAGUGAAAAGUAUUUGUUCUAGCAAAAUGCCCGCAGCUACUGUGGCUAAGCCGGGCCAUGGUCCUAAUCAAGGCAUAUUCCACAAUACAACCGGCUUUAGCACGCUUAUCACGGUUACAGUUCUGACCCUUGCUUGGUUGGCCGGCUUUGCAUCCCGGCUUUUUGCAGUUAUUCGCUUCGAAAGUAUUAUUCAUGAAUUCGAUCCAUGGUUCAACUAUAGAUCUACUGCGUAUAUGGUGCAGCAUGGGUUUUAUAAUUUUUUGAAUUGGUUCGAUGAGAGGGCGUGGUACCCUUUAGGAAGAAUUGUUGGUGGUACAGUUUACCCAGGUCUUAUGAUCACAUCUGGUACCAUACACUGGAUUCUACACACACUUAAUAUUCCCAUUCAUAUUAGAGAUAUUUGUGUGUUUUUAGCCCCUGUGUUCAGUGGUCUUACUGCAAUAGCCACUUAUCUGUUAACAUCGGAAUUAUGGUCAAGAGGAGCCGGUCUGUUUGCUGCUUGCUUCAUAGCAAUAGUGCCAGGGUACAGCAGCAGAUCUGUGGCGGGAAGUUAUGAUAAUGAAGGAAUAGCUAUCUUUGCAUUACAAUUCACAUACUAUCUGUGGCUGAAAAGUGUUAAAAGCGGUUCCGUUUUCUGGUCAAUUUGUACAGCUUUGUCAUAUUUUUACAUGGUGUCGGCAUGGGGUGGAUAUGUUUUCAUUAUAAAUUUGAUCCCCCUUCAUGUGUUUGUACUGCUGAUAAUGGGAAGGUUCUCUCAGAGACUAUUUGUCAGUUAUACAGUGUUCUAUAUCAUAGGAUUACUGUUCUCCAUGCAAAUACCAUUUGUCGGCUUUCAACCAAUCAGAACUAGUGAGCAUAUGGCUGCAUCAGGAGUAUUUGCUCUACUAAUGGCGGUUGGAGCUUUGAAGUAUUUACACAGUCUGAAUCCUAAAGGACAGUGGAAGCAGUUACUGAUACUUGGCACACUUGUAGCAGCUGGUGCUGUGUUCCUCGUAGUUGUUCUGUUGACCUACAUGGGAGUUAUUGCUCCAUGGAGUGGACGAUUCUAUUCAUUAUGGGAUACAGGAUAUGCAAAGAUCCACAUUCCUAUAAUUGCAUCUGUGUCGGAACAUCAGCCCACCACCUGGUCAUCAUUUUUCUUUGACCUUCAUGUUUUGGUUUGCACCUUCCCAGUGGGCUUAUGGUAUUGCAUCAAGAAUAUAAAUGAUGAGAGAGUUUUUGUCGCGCUAUACGCCUUAAGUGCGGUAUACUUCGCUGGUGUGAUGGUGCGGCUGAUGCUAACACUCACUCCGGUGGUGUGCGUGCUGGCCGGGAUCGCUUUUUCGAUUAUAUUGGAUCUAGUGCUGAAGGAGGACGAACUACCAGUGGUGAAUGCUGAAAGUGAAGAAUCAAAGAAUCUUUAUGAUAAGGCCAGUAAAACCAAGAAGCGUAUCCAGGAGCCCACACAGGUUCAGGAUCAGGGGUUGGGACUGUAUGCUCGGCCCGGAACAGUCAUUGCUUUUAUGAUACUGCUGAUGUUGUUCUCCGUUCACUGCACUUGGGCCACCUCUAACGCGUACUCCAGCCCUAGUAUUGUGCUGGCGAGCUAUGGUAAUGACGGAUCAAGAAGGAUAUUGGAUGACUUCAGAGAGGCUUACGGUUGGUUGUCACAAAACACGGCUGAAGAUGCUAGAGUUAUGUCUUGGUGGGAUUAUGGUUAUCAGAUAGCGGGCAUGGGCAACCGCACGACGCUGGUGGACAACAACACGUGGAACAACUCGCACAUAGCGCUGGUGGGCAAGGCGAUGGCGAGCAACGAGAGCGCCGCGCACGCCAUCAUGACGCGCCUCGACGUGGACUACGUGCUGGUCAUCUUCGGCGGCGCCAUCGGCUACUCGGGGGACGACAUCAACAAGUUCAUCUGGAUGGUGCGCAUCGCCGAGGGGGAGCACCCCAAGGAUAUACACGAAGCUGAUUAUUUCACAGAGAGAGGGGAAUAUAGGGUAGAUGCGGAAGGUUCCAAGACUAUGUUAAAUUGUUUAAUGUACAAGCUAUCAUAUUAUAGAUACGACUCUGGCGGCAGUCCGCCGGGCUACGACCGCACGCGCAACGCGUUGCCCGGCAACCGCGGUUUCAAACUCACCUACCUUGAGGAAGCCUACACCACCGAGCAUUGGCUCGUUAGGAUAUACAGAGUGAAGAAGCCGGAUGAGUUCAAUCGUCCUCGGCUGCCUCUAGCCAAGAGGACAAUAUCCACUAACAAUGCUAUCUCCAAAAAGACAUCUAAAAGAAGAAAAGGUCUGCUUAAAAACAAGCCAACAGUUGUGAAAGGUAAGAAAAUGACGAGGUUGGAGUGACCUCGAGCCUAGUUAAGAGUUAUCAGUGGUAGAUGCGGCGCUAAGAUCGUGUCAUCAAACAACUUGUACAAUUAACCAUUCCAUGAUUCCAAGCUUAAGUGCUUCUUAUUUUGAUGAAAAUAAAACUCAUUUCAAUUUAACAUCUGGAUGUAUCAAAUCAUUUUAUAGUUGAAUGUUUUAUUUACUACACGUGUUUUUAUUUAGCGGAGUGGAGAGACUCAAAUUGUUUUAAUCAAGUAGCACUUCUGAAGCCAGACGAAUGAGAGAAAUCUUGUACACGUGUUUGAUGAUUUUCCUCGUAGGUAACACAUAGCGAUAAAUUGGAUUGUAAUUUCAUGAAUAACUAACACUAUGCGGGUGUUUUAUAACGCAAGGUUUUCAGGAAUAUAUUCGUUUAAAACUAAGUAGUACACUUCUUUGUAUUGUACAUAUAAAUAUUGCCAAUAGUGUGACUUACUGCAUUACCAUGUACUAAUUCUUAUCAAACAUAUUUUUGUAUGAAAACUGAUUUGGAACUUGUAAAAACAUCAUGAGAGAUUUACCCUGUAAAAUAAAGUAAUUUUACAUUUUCAACAAUUUCAGUUAAAUUAUAAUGAUAUGUAUUUUUUCUCAAAAAAGCCCCUUAGGAAUAUUACAAAUGAUUUGGCCAAAUAUGUUAUGAAUUGUAUGCUAUCUAGUUUGUUGUCACUAUAUAAAAUUAUUAAUAUCUUGUAGAUAUAUUCGGAUCGAUAAUAUAACUUGUGGCGGGCAUCAUUACCACUGAUAAUGUUUUAAACUACGUGACUGACACCAAUUAUGUGUAUUAAGUCCAUUAGAUAUCGUGUUUCUUAAAUUUUUAGGCGAUUGUUUUUGAUUUUAAUAAAAAAUUUCUAUCGAUUACGUGGUCUCAAUGAAUUCUUUAAUUUUUGCAGCUUGUGUUUUUAUUUGAAUAUUAACUUGCAUUUCUUAUCUAUUUAUUUAAUGUUAUAUCUCUAUUCUAAAGGCACAAUUUGAACUCUAAAAGCACAAUUACGAUCGGUGUUUUUCGAGGAAACAAUGUUGUAUGCUAUUGAUUUUAUUAUAGAAAAAUCUAAAUGGCCAUGUAGUCGAUAUUAUUUAUAGUGCAAAGUGUGUUAGUGCGGGUUUGGAGAACCUGAAUCGAACCUUUAUGCCUUCUUUUAACUGCCGCAUUAGAUUCAUGUUUUUUCAUACAUCUCGAGGUAAUUAAUUCUUCUGCCAUUAUACUCUUAUAAUUUGAUUGUUUGUAUCGUGACGGUUCUCCACUCCUAGUUUAGUGUACGUGAUUACGACGUCCAUUUGUAUGUUAAUUAAAUAGUUGAAUAUUGUUCCAUAAUGUUUUUCAUAACCAUUAUAUUGUACUACUCACUUUUCAACACUCACUUUUAAGAUUCCCAUUUUAUAAAUGGUUAAGUAUGUGUCACUUUUUCGAAUUAAAAUAAAUUCAAAAUUCUUAACUUUUCAAAAUGACUUGAUGGAAAACAAACACGAAAACUUACUCCAAAGGUACUAAAUAAUAUAUAAAGUAGCUAGAAUCUACUUUUAAUGGAAGGAAAUUUUUAAAUAUUUGUUAUGUACCUAAACUGUCCGCUUAAACGAUAAAUAUACAGGUACUUAUCUCAAUGAUAUGGAAAAUGAAGGCUUUUUGAAUAGGUGUUAAUUAUUUCAGUGCACUGGUCUAUGUUCAAUCGAGAUUAGCUUUUACUUUUAUGUACUUAGCAUACUUAAAUAUGUUUUGUAUUGCUGUGCAGUUGUGGACGGAAAAAGUGCAAUUCCAGCUCUUAUAGCGAAAUAUACAAGGAAUGCAUUGCAUAUUAUGUUAUAGCGCUAUUACCACCAAAGAGAUAAAGAGAUUGAGUUUCUUCGUCUGAGGAGUGGAGUCUAAUAUAGUUACUAUACUCGUUAAGAUCAGUGAAAUACAAUACCACUCAUUACAUACAUAAGAGAGGAUUAAGGUAGCUUGAAACAUUCUAAUAGUCGUUUCUUUUUCGACCAGUGCAUAUAAAAGGUCGUUUAGUUUUUCAUGCAUUGACUUCUUGUGUGCGUGUUUAAGUUUUCAAUUCUCGCAACUGACUCUUAUUAUGAAUAUUAUGUUGUUUAAUUUUAUUGUUGCACAGCACUAUAUUGUUUUCUUAUUGUGACAGAGGUUUAUAGUCUAGAUAAGAUGCUAUUGUACUUUACAAUGUGUUCUGAUUAAACAGCUGAUGAUGA
This is a messenger RNA of Zerene cesonia (dogface butterfly), 4623 nucleotides long. RefSeq names its product dolichyl-diphosphooligosaccharide--protein glycosyltransferase subunit STT3B (gene Stt3B). Gene Ontology annotation, biological process: post-translational protein modification. Gene Ontology annotation, molecular function: dolichyl-diphosphooligosaccharide-protein glycotransferase activity. Gene Ontology annotation, cellular component: membrane. The record is from RefSeq and is a predicted model, not a curated record. Lineage: Eukaryota; Metazoa; Arthropoda; Insecta; Lepidoptera; Pieridae. The coding region runs from base 106 to 2415 and encodes 769 amino acids. The transcript has 14 exons.